AUGUCGGAGGAUCCAAAGCAGAUCGCGCAUGAGACCGAGUCUCUCCGCAAGGUGGCAUUCUUUGGAAUCGCCGUCUCGACGAUCGCCACCCUGACCGCGAUCAUCGCCGUCCCGAUGCUCUACAACUACAUGCAGCACGUGCAGUCCUCCCUCCAGACCGAGGUCGAGUUCUGCCAGCACAGAUCCAACGGACUCUGGGACGAGUACAAGAGAGUGAGUUACACUAUCGAGAAGAUUAUGUCAUCUGAAUAUUUGUGUUUCAGUUCCAAGGAGUGUCUGGAGUCGAGGGACGCAUCAAGAGAGAGGCCUACCACCGUCGCCUCGGAGUUUCGGGAGCCACCCGCAAAUCCCGCCGUCAGUCUUACGGAGCUGAUGCCGCCGUCGGAGGAUUCGGAGGUUCUGCCGGAGGAUCGUGCUGCUCGUGCGGAGUCGGAGUUGCUGGACCACCAGGAGCCCCAGGAACUGACGGAGCCCCAGGAAACGACGGAGCUGCUGGAGCCCCAGGAAACCCAGGACAGGAUGCCGCCGAGGACGACGUCGCCGGACCAGACAGCUUCUGCUUCGAUUGCCCAGCAGGACCACCAGGACCAUCCGGAGCCCCAGGACAAAAGGGACCAUCGGGAGCCCCAGGAGCCCCAGGACAAUCCGGAGGAGCUGCUCUUCCAGGACCACCAGGACCAGCUGGACCACCAGGACCACCAGGACAGCCAGGAUCCAACGGAAAUGCCGGAGCCCCAGGAGCCCCAGGACAAGUCGUCGAUGUGCCAGGAACCCCAGGACCAGCCGGACCACCAGGACCAGCCGGACCAGCUGGAGCCCCAGGAACCCCAGGACAAGCCGGAAGCUCGCAGCCAGGAGGCCCGGGACCACAGGGAGAUGCUGGAGCACCAGGAGCCCCAGGAGCCCCAGGACAGGCUGGACACCCAGGAGAGGACGGAGCUUCCGGAGCCGAGGGAGCUUGCGACCACUGCCCACCACCACGCACCGCCCCAGGAUACUAA
Messenger RNA from Caenorhabditis sp. 36 PRJEB53466, 1001 nucleotides. The record is from the annotation of a GenBank genome assembly. Lineage: Eukaryota; Metazoa; Nematoda; Chromadorea; Rhabditida; Rhabditidae.